UAAUUCUUCUAAUAUAAGUACAUUCCCUAAAUUUCCCAAAAAGUCAAAUUAAUAAUUUUCAAAAUCUAAUCUAAAUAUCUAAUAAUUCAAAAUCAUUAAAAAGACACGCAACAAUGACACCAAUUAAUCAUCCUCGACCCACACAAUUCUACAGUUCUCAUGCUAAACCAUAUUUUUUGCUCUCUGUUCCUUCAAAAUCAUUUCUUUCUCUUCUUUGAUUCCCAAAGAUCACUUCUUUGUCUUUGAUUUUUGAUUUUUUUUCUCUCUGGCGUGAAGGAAGAAGCUUUAUUUCAUGGAGUCUCUGCUCUCUAGUUCUUCUCUUGUUUCCGCUGCUGGUGGGUUUUGUUGGAAGAAGCAGAAUCUAAAGCUCCACUCUUUAUCAGAAAUCCGAGUUCUGCGUUGUGAUUCGAGUAAAGUUGUCGCAAAACCGAAGUUUAGGAACAAUCUUGUUAGGCCUGAUGGUCAAGGAUCUUCAUUGUUGUUGUAUCCAAAACAUAAGUCGAGAUUUCGGGUUAAUGCCACUGCGGGUCAGCCUGAGGCUUUCGACUCGAAUAGCAAACAGAAGUCUUUUAGAGACUCGUUAGAUGCGUUUUACAGGUUUUCUAGGCCUCAUACAGUUAUUGGCACAGUGCUUAGCAUUUUAUCUGUAUCUUUCUUAGCAGUAGAGAAGGUUUCUGAUAUAUCUCCUUUACUUUUCACUGGCAUCUUGGAGGCUGUUGUUGCAGCUCUCAUGAUGAACAUUUACAUAGUUGGGCUAAAUCAGUUGUCUGAUGUUGAAAUAGAUAAGGUUAACAAGCCCUAUCUUCCAUUGGCAUCAGGAGAAUAUUCUGUUAACACCGGCAUUGCAAUAGUAGCUUCCUUCUCCAUCAUGAGUUUCUGGCUUGGGUGGAUUGUUGGUUCAUGGCCAUUGUUCUGGGCUCUUUUUGUGAGUUUCAUGCUCGGUACUGCAUACUCUAUCAAUUUGCCACUUUUACGGUGGAAAAGAUUUGCAUUGGUUGCAGCAAUGUGUAUCCUCGCUGUCCGAGCUAUUAUUGUUCAAAUCGCCUUUUAUCUACAUAUUCAGACACAUGUGUUUGGAAGACCAAUCUUGUUCACUAGGCCUCUUAUUUUCGCCACUGCGUUUAUGAGCUUUUUCUCUGUCGUUAUUGCAUUGUUUAAGGAUAUACCUGAUAUCGAAGGGGAUAAGAUAUUCGGAAUCCGAUCAUUCUCUGUAACUCUGGGUCAGAAACGGGUGUUUUGGACAUGUGUUACACUACUUCAAAUGGCUUACGCUGUUGCAAUUCUAGUUGGAGCCACAUCUCCAUUCAUAUGGAGCAAAGUCAUCUCGGUUGUGGGUCAUGUUAUACUCGCAACAACUUUGUGGGCUCGAGCUAAGUCCGUUGAUCUGAGUAGCAAAACCGAAAUAACUUCAUGUUAUAUGUUCAUAUGGAAGCUCUUUUAUGCAGAGUACUUGCUGUUACCUUUUUUGAAGUGACUGACAUUAGAAGAGAAGAAGAUGGAGAUAAAAGAAUAAGUCAUCACUAUGCUUCUGUUUUUAUUACAAGUUCAUGAAAUUAGGUAGUGAACUAGUGAAUUAGAGUUUUAUUCUGAAACAUGGCAGACUGCAAAAAUAUGUCAAAGAUAUGAAUUUCUGUUGGGUAAAGAAGUCUCUGCUUGGGCAAAAUCUUAAGGUUCGGUGUGUUGAUAUAAUGCUAAGCGAAGAAAUCGAUUCUAUGUAGAAAUUUCCGAAACUAUGUGUAAACAUGUCAGAACAUCUCCAUUCUAUAUCUUCUUCUGCAAGAAAGCUCUGUUUUUAUCACCUAAACUCUUUAUCUCUGUGUAGUUAAGAUAUGUAUAUGUACGUGACUACAUUUUUUUGUUGAUGUAAUUUGCAGAACGUAUGGAUUUUUGUUAGAAAGCAUGAGUUCGAAAGUAUAUGUUUAUAUAUAUGGAUAAUUCAG
This is a messenger RNA of Arabidopsis thaliana (thale cress), 1940 nucleotides long. RefSeq names its product homogentisate phytyltransferase 1 (gene HPT1). The transcript is spliced from 13 exons. The record is from RefSeq and is marked reviewed. Gene Ontology annotation, biological process: vitamin E biosynthetic process. NCBI's taxonomy places the organism in Eukaryota, Viridiplantae, Streptophyta, Magnoliopsida, Brassicales, Brassicaceae. The coding region runs from base 293 to 1474 and encodes 393 amino acids. Gene Ontology annotation, molecular function: transferase activity, transferring alkyl or aryl (other than methyl) groups; homogentisate phytyltransferase activity; prenyltransferase activity. Gene Ontology annotation, cellular component: chloroplast membrane; membrane.